UGUCAAGUCAGUAGUGUCAGAGAAAGUAAAAUCCUUUGUACAGCAAAGGAGUUAAAUAAUUUUUUAUCAAUAUUAAUUUUUUUAAUCACUGUACAAGAAAUUAGGAAUCAAAAAUGGAUGACGACUUACCGACCGAUUUUCAAGUCAUCGUUGUUGGGACAGGUAUGGUGGAGUCGAUAGUAGCUGCAGCAUGUAGUCGAAUUGGUAAGAAUGUGCUGCACCUGGACUCCAGCGACCACUACGGGGGUUUGUGGGCCUCCUACAACUUUGAUGGACUUCAAAAGUUCAUCAAGGAAGUCAGUUCCGACCCUAAGAGGCAGGAACAGGUUUACAAUCUUAUCGAGAAAUGGUAUAUUGAAAAGGAAGUCCCUGGAGCGGAGGGGGAAGAAAAGACUGACGACAAAGCUGAUCCACCCAAGAAAAUAUGGAGUCAAGCGAGAUUUGCUGCGGAAUAUAGAAAAUUCAACAUUGACAUGACCCCCAAGCUGCUGUUCUCCCGGGGACCACUUGUCGAACUACUGAUCUCAUCGAACAUCGCUCGCUACGCGGAGUUCCGAUGCGUUACCCGCGUGCUCACGUGGCUCAAUGACCAACUGAUGCCGGUCCCUUGCUCCCGGGCUGACGUGUUCGCCACCGAAACCGUCAGCAUCCUAGAGAAGCGCAUGCUCAUGAAAAUGCUCACUGCCAUAGUCGGCAACACCGAGGAGGAGAUGGAAAACGAAUUUAAAGAUUGGAACGACAAGUCGUUCAAGGACUACCUGACCCACAAGGGUUUGACCCCCAACCUGAUCCACUACGUGCUGUUCGCGAUCGCUGGAGGCACCGACCAGAUGAACUGCCGCGAGGGGGUCAAGGAGUCGAAGAAGUUCCUGAUGAGCCUCGGUCGCUAUGGCAACACCCCCUUCCUGUGGCCAAUGUACGGAAGCGGGGAACUGCCGCAGUGCUUCUGCAGAUUGUGCGCGGUGUUCGGCGGCGUGUACUGCCUGAACCGGCCGAUCGACAAGGUGGAGCACAAGGUGCUGGACGAGGGCCGUUCCGUGGUGGUCAUCGACAGCAAGUCCAAGACGCUCAAUUGUGAUCACCUCGUGAUUGGGAUCAAUGAAUGCCCCAAGGAUCUCAUCUCGCCGGAGCCCGCUGAGUGCACUGAUAUCUCGAAGGCGGUGUUCAUAACGAACGGCACGAUGAUGCCGAGCGAGCGCGAGCCGCUGACGCUGGUGCGGUUCCCGCCGCUCGGCGCCGCGCCGCACGCCGUCACCGCGCUCGAGGUCGGCUCCGCCACCGGCUCCUGCCCCAAGGGCCUGUUCGUGGUGUACUUCAUAACGAACAAGACCAAGGACGCUGAGAGCGACCUGAUGCCGUACGCUGAGCGGAUCUUCGACAUGAGUGGUGGUGACCAGACCGCUGAUACUGGGAAACCUAAGUGUCUAUGGUCGCUGUUCUACAACGUGCGCGACACGAGCGCGCCGGUGGCGAGCACGGUGGACAACGUGCACGUGUGCUCCGGCCCCGAUGCGGGACUGGACUUUGACCGCGCUGUGGAACAGGCUGAGCAAGUAUUCAAGAAGAUCUGCCCGGGCGAGGAGUUCUUGCCGCGCGCUCCCGAUCCCGAGGAAAUCAUCUUCGAAGACGACUCCACGCCCGGCCCCGACUUCCAGCGGGAGCUCGAAGAACCAGCCGAAGAAGUCGAAGGCGACAAGGAGUAAUCGCAAAACGCGACCCUAUUGACAUUUAAUACAGGGCACAUUCUUGCGUGUUACAAAAUAGUGGUAGUUUUGAAUUAAGAACUUGACAUACGAAUUACAAUUUUUAAUCAUCGAAUAGAACCGGUUUUGCGUAGGUUUUAAUCAUUAAUAUUCAGCCAGCAUUUUAAAUUUAGAAUAAGCAGCCAAUUUACGAAUUAGACAAAUAAUGGAAUGUAGACAUUUUUUGGUAAUUAACUCUCAUAUAUACUCUAUAGCUUUUUACCAUAGACAUUCAUUAGCACUAUAGUUUUGUAGCGUAGCUCAUGAAAAAACUAGAAAAAAAAAAUAAGUUGAAGAAUAUGUGAACACGCGAGAAAGUGCAUCUUUUAUACCUAGGGUAAUCUCUAGCAACAUUUAAUACGCUUUGGUCGCUUGACUUUGUGCAUUCCGACUGGUGCGUGUGGAAUGUGGAAGUUAAAUAUUUUGCGGAAAUAUUUUUUACUUUGUUACGGUUACCUAGCAAGAUUUUUUUAAAGAAACGUGCUCAUUAUAGAAUAUUGUUUUAUAUAAUAAUAUGUAUAUAUCCGUUUUAUCGGCUGACACAACUAAUUUAAAUAUCAUUAGUACACUUGACCGGGAGAUAAAGUGACGAUUUUUAUAUUGUUUUAAUAUUAUCGCUAGGUUGUCUUGAUAUGUCAUAAGCAAGAUAAACUUAUAGCUAUGUUUUGAAUCUUCACGUCUAUUAGGUUAAUGAGUUAAAGUUCUAUGAUAUUUAUUAUUUUAUUUAAUAAAAUGAGCUCUCUAUAGCUUGUGUCGUAAUUACAAAAAAUCGAAUGCGAUGAUCUGCUUUAUCAUGUUUUUGACUUUUUUUUGGUAAAAUAAGUCUAUAGGCCUAAAUCCUGCAAUUGGUUACUAAUUGUGUUUUUUGCAU
Messenger RNA from Colias croceus (clouded yellow), 2613 nucleotides. It is a transcript of the gene Rep, whose product is annotated as rab proteins geranylgeranyltransferase component A 1. Lineage: Eukaryota; Metazoa; Arthropoda; Insecta; Lepidoptera; Pieridae. The record is from RefSeq and is a predicted model, not a curated record. Gene Ontology annotation, biological process: vesicle-mediated transport; protein geranylgeranylation; intracellular protein transport. Gene Ontology annotation, molecular function: GDP-dissociation inhibitor activity. Gene Ontology annotation, cellular component: cytosol; cytoplasm; Rab-protein geranylgeranyltransferase complex. The transcript has 10 exons. The coding region runs from base 114 to 1703 and encodes 529 amino acids.